Molecule: messenger RNA, 1565 nt
Organism: Salarias fasciatus (jewelled blenny)
Lineage: Eukaryota; Metazoa; Chordata; Actinopteri; Blenniiformes; Blenniidae
Gene: ttc4
Product: tetratricopeptide repeat domain 4
Exons: 10
Coding region: 120-1307 (395 amino acids)
Biological process (GO): protein folding
Cellular component (GO): nucleus; cytosol
Molecular function (GO): Hsp70 protein binding; Hsp90 protein binding
Source: RefSeq, a predicted model, not a curated record
GUGCAGUACUGUUAUUGCACAUGGGUGGAAAACUACGACGUGUGGAACUCCGCAAGAAGCUCAUAUCGAACUACUCCAGUCCUUCAGAUUAGUGCGUUACAGUAUAUAGUUUAUCGGAGAUGGCGGCUCCGGCGGCACACAGUGACAGCGACGACGAUAUGGACGCGUUCAUGGACAAAUUUAAAACCCAGAGAUACAAAAACGGGUUCAGUGAAGACAACUGGGAGCAGGAGUUUGAUAAAGUGCCGAUGUUCAUGAAGAAAGCUCCGGAUGUCAUUGACCCGCAGAGCUUCCCGGAGCUGGCCUGCCUGCAGUCCAUCAUCCACAGCGAAGACCGGCCUCCGCACGAGCAAGCAAUGAGCCUAAAAAAUGAAGGAAACGAGUUUUUCAAGGAGAAGAACUACCAGAAAGCAAUCGUGUCCUACACAGCAGGUUUGCAGAAGAAAUGUGGGGACCAGGAUCUCGAUGUUGUUCUUCUCACCAAUCGAGCUGCAGCACACUACUAUCUGGGUAACAUGCGCUCAGCACUGACUGAUGCUGCAGCUGCGAAGAAGAUCAAGCCUGACCACCUUAAAGCCUUAAUCAGAGGUGCCCAAUGUUGUAUCGAGCUGCGUAAUUAUUCAGAAGCAAUUCAGUGGUGUGAUGAUGGGCUCAAAGUCAUGCCAACGGACAAGAAGCUGCGGGAGCUGAGAGCUGCAGCCGAUAAACACAAAAGAGCUGCAGAGCGAGAUGCCAGGAAGGCCAAGGUCAAAGAAAAAAAGAUUCAGUGUGAGAAAGAAGCUCUUCUGGCUGCCAUACAGGAUCGAGGUAUUAAGUUGCUACAAUCCAUGAACAAUCGACAGUGUGGUUCAGACAGCGAGGAUGAAAACGAGAACUCUUCAGCAGCAAUAGCACAGCUUAGUCUGGACGGUCUCAGCUCCAAGGAGGUCACCGGGGCUCAGGUCUUCCUGGACGAACAGGGCUCUCUGCAGUGGCCAGUCCUCUUUCUCUACCCUGAACAUCAACAAAGCGACUUCAUCUCAGCCUUUUGUGAGAAUAGCUGCUUCUCAGACCACCUGGCUGUCGUGUUUGAAGAGCUUCCACCUUGGGAUGCUGACAGAAAAUACCUUCCUCAAGAUCUUCAGAUUUACUUUGAAGAUGAAGAGAAGGAGACACUCUACCAGAUUCAACCAACCAAGUCACUUCUGGAAAUAUUGCAACAUAAAAGGUUUUUUGUCAAGGCAGGCACUCCCAACUUCAUUGUGUUGGUAAACGGCUCGCCUUACCAGAAGCAGUUUUUAUCUGGAAAGAAAAUGCGAAAACUGUAAAAAAAAAAAAAAGAAAACAGUUGUGGUACAUUGUAAGACAAAAUCAAAUCUAAAAGUUCGAUUUAGCUUUUUUGUUAAACACAAUAAGGCUGUUUCUAUCUUGUACAUGAAAGUAGUGCACACUGUAUAACAUCAAACAUUGAUGUAAGUGAGCAUAAAGGAUGGAAUCAUUUGUAGUAUUGCAUUUACUUUCAGUUUUUUUCAGUUUGCAUGUAAAGCUGAAAUCAAAUAUUUUUAAAUAAAUCACAUCAGACAUGG